GGGAUGCUUUACUGAGAACAGACCUGAGGAUCAUUGCUAUAAAUGCAGAUAUGGGCUCUCCCUUCUCCAAUCUCAUCAUUCAGAUGUCACUCUGGACCCUCUUACUGGUGGCUGAUUGGUGCUCUGGCCUUCAUGCUGAAUCUAUCUUGACCCCUGGACUGCCCAUAGAGAGUAUGUCUGUCAGUCACAAGAAGAAUGUUGGGUUCACUGAUCCGCAGCCAUCUGGACAGUCAUGUGACUUUGAAACAAGUUGCCCUUGGGUCUCAUCCACAAGGAAUGAUGGAAAGCCACACUGGGUGCCAACAGGGAUUGGAACAUUAACAUCACAAGAACAGAUCCAGCUACUGGAAAGCAAAUCUUCCACAAAAGGCGUCAAAGGCUGGAACCGCCUGUAUUCCAAGAUUGGAGUGAUUGAUGACCCAUUUCAGAUCACUUUGCAUUACACAUCUUGUGGGCUGGACAAAGACAAGAUUUUGGUGCUGGAUUCUCUGAGCCUCAGCAAUUGUUUUGGUGGAAACUUAUCCAGUUGUCCAUGGGAAUCAUCUUUCAUAUGUGGAAAUGGAGGCUGCAUCAAUCGUAAGAAGCUGUGCGACUUUCAGUUUGAUUGUCCUUUAGGGAAUGAUGAAGGAUCAGUGUGUGGUGAAAUCCUACCUUUUGGGUCUCAUUGUUCUUUUGAAGAAGGAACCUGCGGUUGGACUUUUAAUGGUUCUGGGCAAUCCUCAUGGAUUCACACAAGCCUUGGUGAGAGUGGCAAUGAAGAUUUAGAGAGGAUUUCAACUUUGCAAGUUACAAAAGGGUAUUUUCUACACUUGCACAUAGAGAGUCAACACAGUCAAGGUAGAUCUGACAUGUAUAGUGAAAGCCUACCAGGACUGGAGACCAACAAAGUUUGCCAGUUCAGUUUCAACUUCUUUAUAUAUGGCUUCCUAAAUGGCACCCUGGCUGUGUACGCCCUGCAAGAAAAUGGGGUAGGCAACCCACUGAAGCUUUGGGAGAGAAAUGGAACGCCAAGUUACUACUGGUCAUCCGCAACAUUAGAAGUACCAAGAUUUCAGAACAGAUUUCGCCUGCAGUUGUUGGCAUCAUGGGGCUGGAAUUCAGUUGCACAUAUUGCUAUUGAUAAUAUGACUUUUGCAGUAGAUUGCUUCUAUACCGGAAGAAUAGAAAUGAGACACAGAAAACAUGGACAACCACUAGAAAUUGAACCAAUGGAAGACACUAUUUUCACUCCUUUUUCUGUUCCAUAUCACACAGAGGAAGCAUCAGAAAUUGAAUGGGGGUUCAAUUCAUGUGGAGCUAGUGGACCCCGUGGGCCUACUCAGGCUCAGUGUGAUAAUGCAUACCGAAAUACCAACACAUCUGUGGAGGUGGGAAAGGAUGGCCUCUUUAGAGGAAUACAGAUGUGGAAGGUCCCUUUUACCAAUGUCUACAAGAUUUCUGCCUAUGGAGCAGCAGGAGGUAAAGGAGCAAAAAACCACAAUAAACGAUGCCAAGGAAUCUUCAUCUCUGCAGUUUUUCAUCUCCAGAAAGAUGAGCUUCUCUAUAUCCUGGUGGGACAGCAAGGGGAGGACGCCUGCCCAGGGAAGAAUAAAGCAACUGAAGAGAUAUGCAUGGGAGAGUCUUCGGUCAUUGAGGAUGAAGAUCGAGAAAACAAGACUAUACCAGGCUGGGCAGGAGGAGGAGGUGGUGGUGGUGGAGCUACCUACAUCUUUAAGGAGUUAAAUGGGGUGUUUUUUCCAUUACUGGUGGCCGCCGGUGGAGGAGGAAAGGCCUAUUUAGAAAAUCCAGAUGGCUUCCCACAGCUGGAGCAGUUUGAGAAAAACACAUCAGUUCCUGGGCUCAAUGGCAGGAGUGGAGCAGCAGGAGGGGGAGGUGGUUGGAGUGACAUCACUGAACUACCAUGGGCUGGACGAUCCCUUAUGGAAGGAGGAGAAGGCGGUCAGUCCUGCUACCAUGCAAUGGCCAAACUCCAUUGGGACACAUCUGGUGGCUUUGGUGGAGGAGGCGGUGCCUGCACUUCUGGUGGUGGAGGAGGAGGGUACCAAGGAGGAUAUGCGUCUCAGUCAGACGACAUCACCACUGAUGGACAGGAUGGGGUUUCAUUUUUUCAUCCAUCUGGAGAAAUAUUUAUCCAUCCCCUGGCAGUUGAGGAGAACCAUGGAGGAGUGCACAUUGAGUUUAACUUGAACUGUAGUCACUGUAAUUCUGGGAAUUGUAAGAGAGAUGAAAGCCGCAAAAAAGCUGUGUGUGUUUGUCAGCCUGGGACUGUGCUGGCAAAAGACAACAUCACAUGUAUAGCUCCGAAAGGUCUUGUUGCUGAAAGGCAGCUGUCGCUGCCACUCAUCCUAGCUGUCCUUGUUGCCACUGUGAUCCUUGGAUUAAUCUUCACCUGUGGAAGUUUAUCAUUUGUUUACCACCGUAAGAAGAAGCAGCUGGAAGGAGCUCGCGUUCGGUUACAGAGCACAGAGUAUAAACUGAGUAAAAUCCGCAGCUCAAUCAUCAUGACUGAUUACAAUCCUAACUACUGCUUUGCUGGGAAGGGAGCUGGUCUGAGUGAACUGAAGGAAGUUCCACGUAAAAACAUCACCCUGCUCAAAGCUCUUGGUCAUGGAGCAUUUGGUGAAGUGUACGAAGGACUAGUGGUUGGGAUUUCUGGAGAUCCUAAUCCUUUACAGGUUGCAAUCAAGACUCUUCCAGAAAUCUGUUCUGAACAGGAUGAGAUGGACUUUCUCAUGGAGGCACUUAUAAUCAGUAAAUUCAGUCACCAGAACAUUGUCCGUUGUAUUGGAGUGAGUCUUCAAACCCUACCUCGUUUUAUCUUACUGGAGCUUAUGUCUGGUGGGGAUAUGAAAACCUUUCUAAGGCGGAAUCGGCCUUGGGUGAAUCAGCCUUCCUCCUUAACCAUGCUGGACCUGUUGAAUAUGGCCAGGGAUAUAGCUUGUGGCUGCAAGUAUCUGGAAGAGAACCAGUUCAUCCACAGGGAUAUUGCAGCCCGCAACUGCCUUCUCACAUAUAGCGGCACCGGGCGUGUGGCCAAGAUUGGAGACUUUGGGAUGGCUCGCGAUAUUUACAGGGCAAGUUACUAUCGUAAAGGAGGGAGAGCUAUGCUACCUGUCAAGUGGAUGCCACCGGAAGCAUUCCUAGAAGGAAUCUUCACCUCUAAAACAGACUCCUGGUCCUUCGGAGUACUGCUCUGGGAGAUCUUUUCUCUGGGCUACAUGCCAUACCCAUGCAAAACCAACCAAGAGGUGCUGGAGUUUGUUACAAGUGGGGGACGCAUGGAUCCUCCUAAAAACUGUCCAGGGCCUGUAUAUCGUAUAAUGACCCAGUGUUGGCAGCACACGUCAGAUCAUCGACCCAACUUUUCCACCAUUCUAGAGAGGAUUAUUUACUGCACACAGGAUCCUGAUGUCAUCAACACAGAGCUGCCCGUUGAGAGUGGGCCUGCCCCCGAAGAUGAAGGAAGCACAGUAAUGAGGCCAGGCAGCUGUAAUGGGUUGACACCCCUAAUGAGCAAUCCCUCUCUGCCUCCUUUGUUAGACAUACAGGCCAACGAAUAUAAACUUGGAGAGCUUCCCCAGGAGAUACUGGUAGAAAAUUUGGUGGGUUGGAGCAUUAAGUCACCAAAUUUGCCAUGCAUUCGUGAAUCAACAGGAGGAUCAUGGCUCCAAUCAAAUCCUAUUUCCUUAACAGAGACAAAGCCCCAGGAGGCACACAAACUGAAAAACAAAACCAAAAACCUGUGGAACCCAACAUACGGGUCUUGGGUUAUGGAGAGUACCUGUUGACUCCCUGCACCCCAGCAUAAUACUGGGAUGCGAAGACUCAGGUUUGGACUUGGAGGUGUGUGGGUACUGUCCCACCACUUGGGUAUUUUCAGCAUUUCCAAAGAAAAAACAAUGCACCCCUAUGCCACUUUUAACAAUCAUUAGCAGGAUAAGGAGUGUCAAAACCUCAGACACUGCCAGACAGCACUGUGAAUUAUAUUUCUGAAAAAAGUUAUACACGGACUUGAUGAAAAGAUGGUGGAAUGGACAGCAAACUUAAUUUCCAAUGAUGAAUUUUUAUUUUGAUUUUAUUUUGUGUUUAGAAUGGCAAUAAUGUGCUAUGAAAAGUGACCCGUAAUUAUAUGAUUCCCUGGUUAUAGGGGAAUAUACUUAUAUACA
Molecule: messenger RNA, 4166 nt
Organism: Spea bombifrons (plains spadefoot toad)
Lineage: Eukaryota; Metazoa; Chordata; Amphibia; Anura; Pelobatidae
Gene: LTK
Product: leukocyte receptor tyrosine kinase
Exons: 28
Coding region: 51-3788 (1245 amino acids)
Biological process (GO): cell surface receptor protein tyrosine kinase signaling pathway; positive regulation of kinase activity; protein phosphorylation
Cellular component (GO): signaling receptor complex; membrane
Molecular function (GO): protein binding; ATP binding; transmembrane receptor protein tyrosine kinase activity
Source: RefSeq, a predicted model, not a curated record